CAUUCCUUUUUCUUUCUUUCUCUUUUUGCUACAUUACGCGUAAAAUCCAAUCCAGCUACGAUUCAUGCGAUCAUUAAAUUUCAAUAAAUUUCCAACCAAAUUCCACAACACUCUAAAUUCAUAUUUACAAACUCUAUUAUGAGAUAGAGAGAUCAGAGGUUCCAGUUUCCAGUGGCCGGCGGUGAAUCGGUGAUGCAGUUGCCGACAUAAUCAUGAAGAAAUUCACCAACAUACUUGCACCCAAAUAUUUCAUUCCCUCUCUUCUACUCUCCGGCGUAGUCAUCCUCUUAUUCUCUCUCUCAUCCUCCUCCCAAAAACAAUCACCGACAACCACCGGCGCCGGAGAACAACAACAACAAAAUAACCGUCCCGUUCUCAACUCCGAUCUACGGAUACGACCCGGGUAUAAAACAUACGACGCUUACAUACAACGACAACUAAACAAGACCCUCAAUCCGAAACUCCGACAGGUCUGGACAACCCGAGAUUGGGAUCGAAAAAUCAACGUCUUUUCCAAAUUCUUUUCUCAAUUGAAGGAUCACCGACUCCUCCAAAAUUCUUCCAGGGCUCUCUGCAUCGGUGCGCGGGUCGGGCAAGAAGUGGAGGCUCUGAAACGGGUCGGCGUAUCGAAUUCCGUGGGCAUUGAUCUCGUCCCCUACCCGCCCCUUGUAAUCCGCGGCGAUUUUCAUAACCAGCCAUUUGGCAACGAUACCUUCGAAUUCGAGUUCUCUAAUGUUUUCGAUCACGCGCUUUAUCCGGAAAAGUUCAUCGGAGAAAUCGAACGGACUUUGAAACCCGGUGGAAUAUGCGUCAUACACGUGUCUUUAUCUAAACGGGCCGACAAGUACUCUGCAAAUGACUUGUAUAGCGUCGAACCCUUGAAGGCUUUGUUUCAACGGUCAGAGCUUGUCCGAACCCGUAAAAUUGAUGGGUUCGGGUUGGAUACGGAGGUUGUAUUCAGGAAGAAAGGCAAUUCAGAGUUAAUCAAACGGUUCUGAUCCGACCCGAUCAUUCAUAUGUUAUAUUAUUUGAUUAAUUCAUGGAUUAUUAUAUAAAUAUUAAUUGUUUUGUUAAUUAGUUGGUAGAAGCUUCCAAUAAUUCACCGUAUUAUACUGUCAUUAGCUGGCAAUUUAUAUAUAUGUAUAAUAAUGUCGGUAUGUUUGUCCUA
Impatiens glandulifera is the source of this 1168-nucleotide messenger RNA. RefSeq lists its product as uncharacterized. Lineage: Eukaryota; Viridiplantae; Streptophyta; Magnoliopsida; Ericales; Balsaminaceae. Gene Ontology annotation, molecular function: S-adenosylmethionine-dependent methyltransferase activity. The record is from RefSeq and is a predicted model, not a curated record. The transcript has a single exon. The coding region runs from base 213 to 998 and encodes 261 amino acids.